GCAGAGUCCAGCACAUCAGACGUGUGGCAUUGGGCUGCUGUAUAUUCUCAUCCGAGGGCCGCUCAUCAUCCGGGUUCGAUUUGCCCUAGAAACAAAUGCAGCUUUGGACCGAUUACUUUAUUUUUCAUUUGCCUGAUUUGACGUACUGAACUACCGUAGGAAGGAAUAAGGGAUGACCGGCUAUAUUCCCAGGAAUGCCUAGGUCUAUCGUACUCAUGGCGUAUCAGCAAACUGUCAUCUUCCAUCCUAUCCGUGAUGUUUUGACAUAUCGAUGUGUUGUUUGAAUGUGCAACAGGCUCCCGCCAUAUAUUCAUGCGGUUUAUGGAGACGAUGGGGCAUCAAAAGGAGGAUGUGUCCUAGUGCUCUACAUAUGUGUGCUUGUACAAUAUAACCAUUUAUUAAUGUUGCUCACUUACGACCAUGCCACACCGAAUGGUGCUCUUUGAUCUGUACACAACUGGACAGCACUUCAAUUUGGCGAGGUCAUUUUUUUGUAGAGGUUUGUGUCAGAGUAUAAGGGAAUUUAAAAUGGCAACGCAAGUAGCGGGGAGGAAAAGAAUUCCCAACCGGGAGAAACUAUCGGCGGAGGAUGAUGCUCUCAGUCAAAUAGCUCGAGAGGCGGAGGCAAGACUGGCAGCUAAGCGGGCAGCCCGGGCAGAAGCUCGAGAAAUCCGAAUGAAGGAAUUGGAGAGGCAACAGAAAGAGAUAUAUCAAGCACAAAAGAAAUACUAUGGGCUGGACAGCAAAUGGGGGCAUAUUGAACAGUGGAUGGAGGACAGUGAGCGGUAUUCCCGCCACUCUUGGAGACAUGCCUCGAUAUCAGAUGAUGAAGAGCGGAUGUCUGUUGGCAGUCGGGGCAGUUUGAGGGGCAACCACAUAGAUCUCUGCAGCAGCACCAGCAGUCUGCCUACAGCCAGACUACAAAAUGGACGGCCCUCUGCGCUUUUUAGUGAAACCCCCUGUUCAAGAAGUCACAGGGGGUCACUGCAUGAAGAGAGCUCAUACUCUGCCACUAGGCGUUUCAGUGGCUCCAGCGCUAGAGGCCCUUCAGACUACAAUGGCUUUCUGGGCUCCAGUUCCAGGGCCUCAUCUAGGGCGAGUUCAGCCCGUGCCAGUCCAGUGGUGGAGGAAAGGUCAGAUUUCCUGGAAAAGGGGUCCAGGACAGCCUCCACCCUCUCUGCUGCAACUCUGGCAUCUCUGGGUGGAGGUUUAUCACGAAGAGGAAGCUGUGAUACCUCGAUUUCAGCUGACACUGAGGCCUCCAUACGGGAAAUGAAGGACUCCCUGGUGGAGGUGGAGGAGAAGUACCGUAAGGCAAUGGUGUCCAAUGCUCAGCUGGACAAUGAGAAGACAAACCUAAUGUAUCAGGUGGACACACUGAGAGACACUCUGAUGGAGCUGGAGGAACUUCUGUGUGAGACACGCAGAGAGUGUGAGGAGAAAACCAGAGACUUAGAGCGAGAGCGUCAUGCCCACAAUGUCCUGAAGUUCCAGUUUGAGGAGAUGAAGGAAACACUGAGGCAGAGUGAAGAGUUGCUGACGGAAGCCCAACAGUCUCGUGGGAAGCAGGCGGACUAUUUUAGAGAGAUCGCUGACUUGCAAGAAACAUUGGAAUGGAAAGAUAAAAAGAUCCGGGCCUUAGAGAGGCAGAAGAAAUAUUCAGACAUUAUCCAUGAUGAACGGGAGGCACUCAGGGACGAGGUUUGCCGGCUUAGGGAUGCUCUGAAGAAACAUGGCAUUGUGCUGGGAUCUGAGGUGACCACCAAUGGGGAGGUAGCAGACGGGACGAUUGAUGGGCAUGCUGAUGUGGAAGCAGCCUCCCGAUUGAAUCAAGACUCUCACAUGUCCAUUAUGAGUGGAGACAGCAUGUUAGAGAUCAGAUUGAGGAAACUGGUGGAAGAGAGAGAGUGUUUGCUCGACCAGGUACGGAAGUAUAAAACCAUUGCUGAGCAGAAACAAAAGAAUGGGACAGAAGGAGCGGGAAGCACAGAUGAGGAUGACCUACAGAAUGGUCUGGACCCUCAUAUUCUAGAUCUGCAGAGAGAUGCUAACAGGCAAAUCAGUGACCUAAAAUUCAAGCUGGUCAAGUCUGAACAAGAAGUCACAGCACUUGAACAAAGCAUCAUUCGGCUGGAGGGUCAGGUGAGCCGCUAUAAAACGUCCGCUGAGGCUGCAGAGAAAGUCGAAGAUGAACUAAAAGUGGAGAAACGCAAGCUGCAGAGAGAGCUGAGGUCUGCGCUUGACCGUAUCGAUGAGCUGGAAGCAAGCAACAGCCACCUUACGAAGAGACUAGAGAAGAUGAAGGCCAAUCGGAGUGCUCUUUUGGCACAGCAGUGACGUCCAUCUAUGCCCACUCUGCAGUCAGGGGCAUGAUUCCCAUCUAGUACCAAUGAUCUGCCACCCAUAUUAAACUAAAACAACUAUCAAAAUCAUAUAAAAUUAGCCCAAUCAUAAUCAUGCUACUUCAGACUUUAAAAAGUAAAUAUGGCUGACAGGCAUGGACAUCAAACUUCAUUUGUUUGCUAGUGGGAGUCCAAGCGGAGGACAUCAAAAACUCUUACUGAGGCUCAUUAAAGUGACCUUUGGUUUGGAUUAGCAGAAUUCAGGCCCUCAAUGAGCUCUCAAAAUGUUUUGACUGGUUACGGAUCUCUAAGUCAAUGAACCAACUCAGCACAGGCAGAGCACAGCUAUGGCAGCAUGUUCCUUUAUAAUCCAGUGGUGAGGGACAUUGAAUAAUCUUAGCAGACCAUGCACUUUAUCCCUUCAUCAGUACUCAAAUUUUGUGUUAUAUGGAAACUGUAACAUAUCUGCACACGGAACUGUUUUGCAAAAUGAGGUAAUGGAGUUUGUGUAGUCCAGAUAUUAUAUGACUGAAUUUAUGCUCUUAUACAGAGAAAGUGUGUGUUAUUGCAAUUUUUGUGCAGACGGGGAGUGUUGUUUAUACAAUCAACAACUUAUCAAAUUAUUGGAGAAUUGCUAUAAUGUCCAUUUUGUUUCAUGCCAAAUCUGUGUGUGUGUGAGCGUGUGUGUUGGUCUGUACGUAAAUAAUGGGGACUAACACUUCAUAAUGUUAGUCAUUUUUGUUUAUAUGCUAAUGUUGUGUAAACAAGGGGCACUUAAGACAUGGCAAAAAAAAAAAAGAUGCAAUAACAAUGUUAAUAUAACUUUAUGGAGUAUAUUUGGGGAUAAGCCAGGCUUCAAAAGAUUUUAAUCAUUGUUUCAAAUGUUCUCAGUGGCUGCACUUAGUUUUCUUUGUUGCUUUAUGAAAGCACUCAAUACAUUUUUCUCACAUAUCCAUUUAACUGAAGUGGGCCAAAUGAUGAUAAUACUUUUCUUUUGUUUAAUAUGCAGGUUUUAGACCACCUACUUACUUUCUGUGUUUAAACUACAA
Sinocyclocheilus anshuiensis is the source of this 3391-nucleotide messenger RNA. RefSeq names its product leucine-rich repeat flightless-interacting protein 2-like. Bases 421 to 2337 code for a protein of 638 amino acids. Gene Ontology annotation, biological process: regulation of transcription by RNA polymerase II. Gene Ontology annotation, molecular function: DNA-binding transcription factor activity, RNA polymerase II-specific; RNA polymerase II cis-regulatory region sequence-specific DNA binding. The record is from RefSeq and is a predicted model, not a curated record. The transcript is spliced from 22 exons. NCBI's taxonomy places the organism in Eukaryota, Metazoa, Chordata, Actinopteri, Cypriniformes, Cyprinidae.